AUGAAUAAUACAUCAAUUGAAAGUAUAGAUGAUUGCCAAACUGCUCAUAUAUUAGAACCUUUACAUUAUUUUGGACAAAUUGAUUGUACCCAAGAAACAAUUAAUGAAAAUGAAAUAAGUACUGCAAAAGAAGAAUAUCUCAAUAAAAAUUAUUCAGAAAUUUCAUCUAACGUGUCUUACAUUUCUGUUGAAAGUUUUAGUGAAAGUCAAUUUAAAUAUGAUUUUUUUGAAACAUUAAUAUAUUCUCGAUUACCUCAUCAUUAUUUAGGAGACCUUAUUGGUGAAGGAGGUUUUGGAAAAGUUUAUGAAGUAUGUUCUUUUAAAUCAAGAAAAAAAUAUGCCAUUAAAUUGAUUAAAAAUAAAUGUUCUUUUUUAUUAGAAUAUAAAUUGAUAAUGAAAACAAUGGCAAUAUCACAAGAUUACUUUUGUAAACUUUACAUGGCUCAUUGUAAAUCAGAUGGUGCAUUUUUAGUACUAUCUCUUGAAGGUAGAGAUUUAAAAAGUGUAAUGAUUUCAUUACCAAAAAAAAAAUUUAGUACUCAUACAUUGUUACGAUUAGCUUUACAGAUGCUUUUAGCUAUUGAAACUUUUCAUAAAACUGGUUAUGUUCAUCAAGAUAUAAAAUUGGCAAACUUUGUCUUGGCUAAUGAUCAUAGAAGUAGAAUAAAAAUGAUUGAUUUUGGAAUUGCCAAAAAAUAUAAACAUUCAAAUGGAUGUAUCAUUCCAGAAAACAAAUAUCCAAAACCAAAAAGUUAUGUAGGAACAUUAAAUUAUUGUAGUUUAAGAAUCCAUAACCUAUUUCAUUCAUCUCCAAGAGAUGAUAUAGAAUCAUGGCUUUAUUGUGUCAUUCAAACUGUUGAUGGAAAUUUACCAUGGCACAAAGAAUCUAAAGGUGACAAACACGUCAUAGCUAAUAUGAAACAAGAUAUACGUUUUUGGAGCAAAGAAAAAUUAAAAGAAUACAAGUUUCAUGCUUUUCAUAAGUUAUUUGUAGUUAUUGAUAAAUGGGAAUAUUACGAUGAUGUAAACUACGAGUAUUUAAAAAAAUUUUUAAAAAAAUUAAUGAUUAGUAAUAAUAUAAAUUAUGAUGCAAAGUAUGAUUGGGAGUAUUAA
Molecule: messenger RNA, 1113 nt
Organism: Strongyloides ratti
Lineage: Eukaryota; Metazoa; Nematoda; Chromadorea; Rhabditida; Strongyloididae
Product: Protein kinase domain and Serine/threonine-/dual specificity protein kinase, catalytic domain and Protein kinase-like domain-containing protein
Exons: 2
Coding region: 1-1113 (370 amino acids)
Biological process (GO): signal transduction; peptidyl-serine phosphorylation
Cellular component (GO): nucleus; cytoplasm
Molecular function (GO): protein serine/threonine kinase activity; ATP binding
Source: RefSeq, a predicted model, not a curated record